This is a messenger RNA of Knipowitschia caucasica, 5424 nucleotides long. The record is from the annotation of a GenBank genome assembly. Lineage: Eukaryota; Metazoa; Chordata; Actinopteri; Gobiiformes; Gobiidae.
AUGGACGUCUGUUUGAUGUUGUUACUGGGAUUGUCCUCGGUGACUCUGGGAAAAGGAACAACUGCAGCCGUCAGAAACAACUGCAGACGUCAGGAACAACUGCAGACGUCAGGAACAACUGCAGACGUCAGAAACAACUGCAGACGUCAGGAACAACUGCAGACGUCAGGAACAACUGCAGACGUCAGGAACAACUGCAGACGUCAGGAACAACUGCAGACGUCAGAAACAACUGCAGACGUCAGGAACAACUGCAGACGUCAGGAACAACUGCAGACGUCAGAAACAACUGCAGACGUCAGGAACAACUGCAGACGUCAGGAACAACUGCAGACGUCAGGAACAACUGAAGAACAACUGCAGACGUCAGAAAUAACUGCUGACGUCAGCAACAACUGCAGACGUCAGAAACAACUGCUGACGUCAGGAACAACUGCAGACGUCAGGAACAACUGCAGACGUCAGAAACAACUGCAGACCAACAACUGCAGACGUCAGAAACAACUGCUGACGUCAGGAACAACUGCAGACGUCAGGAACAACUGCAGACGUCAGAAACAACUGCAGACGUCAGGAACAACUGCUGACGUCAGGAACAACUGCAGACGUCAGGAACAACUGCAGACGUCAGGAACAACUGCAGACGUCAGGAACAACUGCAGACGUCAGGAACAACUGCAGACGUCAGGAACAACUGCAGAACAACUGCAGACGUCAAAAACAACUGCAGACGUCAGGAACAACUGCAGACGUCAGCAACAACUGCUGACGUCAGAAACAACUACUGACGUCAGGAACAACUGCAGACGUCAGCAACAACUGCUGACGUCAGGAACAACUGCUGACAUCAGGAACAACUGCAGAUGUCAGAAACAACUGCAGACGCCAGGAACAACUGCAGACGUCAGGAACAACUGCAGAACAACUGCAGACGUCAGCAACAACUGCAGACGUCAGGAACAACUGCAGACGUCAGCAUCAACUGCAGACGUCAGGAACAACUGCAGACAUCAGCAACAACUGCAGACGUCAGAAACAACUGCUGACGUCAGGAACAACUGCAGACGUCAGCAACAACUGCAGAUGUCAGAAACAACUGCAGACGCCAGGAACAACUGCAGACGUCAGGAACAACUGCAGAUGUCAGAAACAACUGCAGACGUCAGCAACAACUGCAGACGAACAACUGCAGACGUCAGCAACAACUGCAGACGUCAGAAACAACUGCAGACGUCAGCAACAACUGCAGACGUCAGGAACAACUGCAGACGUCAGGAACAACUGCAGAACAACUGCAGACGUCAGCAACAACUGCAGACGUCAGCAACAACUGCAGACGUCAGGAACAACUGCAGACGUCAGGAACAACUGCAGAACAACUGCAGACAUCAGCAACAACUGCAGACGUCAGAAACAACUGCUGACGUCAGGAACAACUGCAGACGUCAGCAACAACUGCAGAUGUCAGAAACAACUGCAGACGCCAGGAACAACUGCAGACGUCAGGAACAACUGCAGAUGUCAGAAACAACUGCAGACGUCAGCAACAACUGCAGAUGUAAGGAACAACUGAAGAACAACUGCAGACAUCAGCAACAACUGCAGACGUCAGAAACAACUGCUGACGUCAGGAACAACUGCAGACGUCAGCAACAACUGCAGACGUCAGAAACAACUGCUGACGUCAGGAACAACUGCAGACGUCAGCAACAACUGCAGACGUCAGGAACAACAUCAGACGUCAGCAACAACUGCAGACGUCAGGAACAACUGCAGACGUCAGGAACAACUGCAGAACAACUGCAGACGUCAGACACAAAUGCAGACGUCAGAAACAACUGCAGACGUCAGGAACAACUGCAGACGUCAGCAACAACUGCUGACGUCAGGAACAACUGCAGACGUCAGAAACAACUGCAGACGUCAGCAACAACUGCUGACGUCAGAAACAACUGCAGACGUCAGCAACAACUGCAGAACAACUGCAGACGUCAGCAACAACUGCAGACGUCAGGAACAACUGCAGACGUCAGCAACAACUGCAGACGUCAGCAACAACUGCAGACGUCAGGAACAACUGCAGACGUCAGGAACAACUGCAGAACAACUGCAGACAUCAGCAACAACUGCAGACGUCAGAAACAACUGCUGACGUCAGGAACAACUGCAGACGUCAGCAACAACUGCAGAUGUCAGAAACAACUGCAGACGCCAGGAACAACUGCAGACGUCAGGAACAACUGCAGAUACAUCAGCAACAACUGCAGACGUCAGAAACAACUGCUGACGUCAGGAACAACUGCAGACGUCAGCAACAACUGCAGACGUCAGAAACAACUGCUGACGUCAGGAACAACUGCAGACGUCAGCAACAACUGCAGACGUCAGGAACAACAUCAGACGUCAGCAACAACUGCAGACGUCAGGAACAGCUGCAGACGUCAGGAACAACUGCAGAACAACUGCAGACGUCAGACACAAAUGCAGACGUCAGAAACAACUGCAGACGUCAGGAACAACUGCAGACGUCAGCAACAACUGCUGACGUCAGGAACAACUGCAGACGUCAGAAACAACUGCAGACGUCAGCAACAACUGCUGACGUCAGAAACAACUGCAGACGUCAGCAACAACUGCAGAACAACUGCAGACGUCAGCAACAACUGCAGACGUCAGGAACAACUGCAGAACAACUGCAGACGUCAGAAACAACUGCAGACAUCAGGAACAACUGCAGACGUCAGAAACAACUGCAGACGUCAGGAACAACUGCAGACGUCAGAAACAACUGCAGACGUCAGGAACAACUGCAGACGUCAGGAACAACUGCAGACGUCAGGAACAACUGAAGAACAACUGCAGACGUCAGAAACAACUGCUGACGUCAGCAACAACUGCAGACGAACAACUGCAGACGUCAGGAACAACUGCAGACGUCAGGAACAACUGCAGACGUCAGGAACAACUGCAGACGUCAGGAACAACUGCAGACGUCAGGAACAACUGCAGACGUCAGGAACAACUGCAGACGUCAGGAACAACUGCAGAACAACUGCAGACGUCAAAAACAACUGCAGACGUCAGGAACAACUGCAGACGUCAGCAUCAACUGCAGACGUCAGGAACAACUGCAGACAUCAGCAACAACUGCAGACGUCAGAAACAACUGCUGACGUCAGGAACAACUGCAGACGUCAGCAACAACUGCAGAUGUCAGAAACAACUGCAGACGCCAGGAACAACUGCAGACGUCAGGAACAACUGCAGAUGUCAGAAACAACUGCAGACGUCAGCAACAACUGCAGAUGUAAGGAACAACUGAAGAACAACUGCAGACAUCAGCAACAACUGCAGACGUCAGAAACAACUGCUGACGUCAGGAACAACUGCAGACGUCAGCAACAACUGCAGACGUCAGAAACAACUGCUGACGUCAGGAACAACUGCAGACGUCAGCAACAACUGCAGACGUCAGGAACAACUGCAGACGUCAGCAACAACUGCAGACGUCAGGAACAACUGCAGACGUCAGGAACAACUGCAGAACAACUGCAGACGUCAGACACAAAUGCAGACGUCAGAAACAACUGCAGACGUCAGGAACAACUGCAGACGUCAGCAACAACUGCUGACGUCAGGAACAACUGCAAACGUCAGAAACAACUGCAGACGUCAGCAACAACUGCUGACGUCAGAAACAACUGCAGACGUCAGCAACAACUGCAGAACAACUGCAGACGUCAGCAACAACUGCAGACGUCAGGAACAACUGCAGAACAACUGCAGACGUCAGAAACAACUGCAGACGUCAGGAACAACUGCAGACGUCAGAAACAACUGCAGACGUCAGGAACAACUGCAGACGUCAGGAACAACUGCAGACGUCAGGAACAACUGAAGAACAACUGCAGACGUCAGAAACAACUGCUGACGUCAGCAACAACUGCAGACGUCAGGAACAACUGCAGACGUCAGAAACAACUGCAGACGUCAGGAACAACUGCUGACGUCAGGAAAAACUGCAGACGUCAGGAACAACUGCAGACGUCAGGAACAACUGCAGACGUCAGGAACAACUGCAGACGUCAGGAACAACUGCAGACGUCAGGAACAACUGCAGACGUCAGGAACAACUGCAGAACAACUGCAGACGUCAAAAACAACUGCAGACGUCAGGAACAACUGCAGACGUCAGCAACAACUGCUGACGAACAACUGCUGACGUCAGGAACAACUGCAGAUGUCAGAAACAACUGCAGACGCCAGGAACAACUGCAGACGUCAGGAACAACUGCAGAACAACUGCAGACGUCAGCAACAACUGCAGACGUCAGGAACAACUGCAGACGUCAGCAUCAACUGCAGACGUCAGGAACAACUGCAGACAUCAGCAACAACUGCAGACGUCAGCAACAACUGCUGACGUCAGGAACAACUGCAGACGUCAGCAACAACUGCAGAUGUCAGAAACAACUGCAGACGCCAGGAACAACUGCAGACGUCAGGAACAACUGCAGAUGUCAGAAACAACUGCAGACGUCAGCAACAACUGCAGACGUCAGGAACAACUGCAGACGUAAGGAACAACUGAAGAACAACUGCAGACAUCAGCAACAACUGCAGACGAACAACUGCAGACGUCAGCAACAACUGCAGACGUCAGGAACAACUGCAGACGUCAGAAACAACUGCAGACGUCAGAAACAACUGCUGACGUCAGAAACAACUGCAGACGUCAGCAACAACUGCAGACGUCAGCAACAACUGCAGAACAACUGCAGACUUCAGCAACAACUGCAGAACAACUGCAGACGUCAGACACAAAUUCAGACGUCAGAAACAACUGCAGACGUCAGGAACAACUGCAGACGUCAGCAACAACUGCUGACGUCAGGAACAACUGCAGACGUCAGAAACAACUGCAGACGUCAGAAACAACUGCUGACGUCAGAAACAACUGCAGACGUCAGCAACAACUGCAGAACAACUGCAGACGUCAGCAACAACUGCAGACGUCAGGAACAACUGCAGAACAACUGCAGACGUCAGCAACAACUGCAAACGUCAGGAACAACUGCUGACGUCAGAAACAACUGCAGAAGUCAGCAACAACUGCAGAACAACUGCAGACGUCAGCAACAACUGCAGACGUCAGGAACAACUGCAGAACAACUGCAGACGUCAGCAACAACUGCAAACGUCAGGAACAACUGCAGACAUCAGGAACAACUGCAGACGUCAGAAACAACUGCAAACGUCAGGAACAACUGCAGACGUCAGGAACAACUGCAGACGUCAGAAACAACGGCAGACGUCAGGAACAACUGCAGACGUCAGGAACAACUACAGACGUCAGGAACAACUGCAGACGUCAGCAGCCACGGCUGCACCAAUGUUGGCGCCAGAUUCAAAAUUCAAAUGUAG